CUCAGCCAGGACACAACUUUGGGGAAAACGAAACUGCCAGGAACAGGCACAGCACCACAGCCCCGCUCUCCUGCAUCCGGUCCGCACGCCAUCCGCUCCGCUCCGCACCAUGAACCCCAGCUCCCAGCCCUUCCUCCCGGGCGCCCGCUCCGCGCUGGCCUACGAGGUGCUCAAGGAGGAGCACGAGGUGUCGGUGCUGGGGGGGCCCCAGGGCGCGAUGCCCUCGAGGACCACGACCGUGAUCAACGUCCAGACGGACACGGUGGUGCCCGACCACAUCGUGUGGUCCCUGUUCAACACCCUCUUCUUCAACCCCUGCUGCCUCGGCUUCGUGGCCUUCGCCUUCUCCGUGAAGUCUAGGGACCGGAAGAUGGUGGGGGACGUGAUGGGGGCCCAGAGCUAUGCGUCCACCGCCAAGUGCCUCAACAUCUGGGCCGUGGUCCUGGGCCUCCUGAUGACCGUUGGACUCAUCGUUAUGCUGGUCAUCCUGCUCCCGGGAGCCAUCCGUGCAGCGCAGGCAAACUACGGAGGCGGCUUCUAGUCGCCGCCAUGACAGUCUAGGGACCGGAAGAUGGUGGGGGACGUGAUGGGGGCCCAGAGCUAUGCGUCCACCGCCAAGUGCCUCAACAUCUGGGCCGUGGUCCUGGGCCUCCUCGUGGUCCUCGCCGUCAUCGUCGCGGUCAUCGUGGUUU
This is a messenger RNA of Pipistrellus kuhlii (Kuhl's pipistrelle), 692 nucleotides long. RefSeq names its product interferon-induced transmembrane protein 3-like. The transcript has 3 exons. Gene Ontology annotation, biological process: response to type II interferon; defense response to virus; type I interferon-mediated signaling pathway. Gene Ontology annotation, cellular component: plasma membrane. The coding region runs from base 110 to 541 and encodes 143 amino acids. The record is from RefSeq and is a predicted model, not a curated record. NCBI's taxonomy places the organism in Eukaryota, Metazoa, Chordata, Mammalia, Chiroptera, Vespertilionidae.